AUGAGCUCAUGGGUUUGUUCUUACGUGACCCGAAACGUCGUAAUCUCCGAUUAUCCACAUCAUUUCUCAAUAACUCAACAGUUUGGGUUUCCGGUGACGUUUCGGAGAAAAUUCGUUAGCUUUCCGAUCACAUAUCCGCCGAAAUUUCCGUUAUUGAAGCUCCAAAAGUGUCAAUCUUCUCCAAAAUCGCUGACCCAUGAAGGAGAAGAAGACUCAGAGUCAGUCGUACAAGCUCUCAAGAUUCCAGACGAGUGGUUGCUCCCUUCUAGGGCCAUUGAGGAAUCUGAAUGGUUGAGAGUAACUCUGCACAAAUGGUUAGAUGAUGAGUAUUGCCCUGAACCAACCAAUGUGGAGAUCAGUCAAGUAGCUGCAAAGUCUUACUACAAUUCACUGUUAGAGAAAGAAACUGACAUGGGAGAGAUUUUGUUGANGAUGGCUCANGACUUAACCUCAAUUUCAUACCAAGAAAGUUUCCAUGGAGCUUUUACAUCCGCAAAUGCAGCUAUUAAUUUGAUUGUUGACACUCACAACAUCUAUACAUUAGGUUAA
Molecule: messenger RNA, 549 nt
Organism: Arabis nemorensis
Lineage: Eukaryota; Viridiplantae; Streptophyta; Magnoliopsida; Brassicales; Brassicaceae
Source: the annotation of a GenBank genome assembly